CUGAUUUCCGGCCGCUAGCCUGCUCGCCCCGCCGCCCGCUUGUCCCGCUCCCUCCCUCGGUGGGACCCGGAGGAGUGGGGACCAUGCCUGAGCCCGGGCCGGACGCCUCCGGCACCGCCAGCGCGCCUCCCCCGCAGCCGCCGUCCCAGCCUCCCGCGCCCAAGGAAUCCCCGUUCUCCAUCAAGAACCUGCUCAACGGAGACCACCACCGGCCGCCCCCCAAGCCGCAGCCGCCCCCACGGACGCUCUUCGCGCCGGCCUCGGCCGCCGCUGCCGCCGCCGCCGCUGCAGCCGCCGCAGCCAAAGGGGCCCUGGAGGGCGCCGCGGGCUUCGCGCUCUCGCAGGUGGGCGACCUGGCUUUCCCCCGCUUUGAGAUCCCAGCGCAGAGGUUUGCCCUGCCCGCACACUACCUGGAGCGUUCCCCGGCCUGGUGGUACCCCUACACCCUGACCCCCGCCGGCGGCCACCUCCCGCGACCUGCAGCCUCCGAGAAGGCCCUCCUGCGAGACUCCUCCCCCGCCUCCGGCACCGACCGCGACUCCCCCGAGCCGCUGCUCAAGGCUGACCCAGACCACAAGGAGCUGGACUCCAAGAGCCCGGACGAGAUCAUUCUGGAAGAGAGCGACUCCGAGGAAGGGAAGAAGGAAGGCGAGGCGGCGCCGGGCGCGGCGGGAACGACAGUAGGGGCGAGCGCGGCGACCCCGAGCUCCGAGGACUGGAAGAAGGGCGCCGAGAGCCCGGAGAAGAAGCCCGCGUGCCGCAAGAAGAAGACGCGCACGGUCUUCUCGCGCAGCCAGGUCUUCCAGCUGGAGUCCACCUUCGACAUGAAACGCUACCUGAGCAGCUCGGAGCGCGCGGGCCUCGCCGCCUCGCUGCAUCUUACCGAGACGCAGGUCAAGAUCUGGUUCCAGAAUCGCCGCAACAAGUGGAAGCGGCAGCUGGCGGCCGAGCUGGAGGCGGCCAACCUGAGCCACGCCGCGGCGCAGCGCAUCGUGCGCGUGCCUAUCCUCUACCACGAGAACUCAGCGGCCGAGGGCGCGGCGGCUGCCGCGGGGGCCCCGGUGCCGGUCAGCCAGCCGCUGCUCACCUUCCCGCACCCGGUCUAUUACUCGCACCCGGUGGUGUCCUCCGUGCCGCUGCUAAGGCCUGUCUGAGGCCCGAGAGGGGAGAGGGAGGGAGCACCCGGCCGUCUUUCCGGACCCGGGAGGAGACUGGGCCGGGCAGUGGGCGCCGACACGCCCAACUGCCGCGGGAACCGGGGCCUCGGCUCACUGCCUGGCCUCCCACCCCACCUCCCCCAAACCGUAGCAUUUUGUAAGUAUUUGCAAUGCAUUUUCGUGCAAUUGAACCCUAUGGAUUUGAGGCGCUUCUUACUUUGGGUUUGGGUUACUAUUGGGAGAAAACAGGAAGAAGAAGAAGGGAAAAAAAAAAGACAAAAAUCCCAGGUCAAAACUGCACUGAAAGCUUUUGUAAACUGUACAGCCCUCUCCUUAAUUUUCAUUGCGCCGUGACUUUUUUGUUUUUGUUUU
This is a messenger RNA of Nannospalax galili (Upper Galilee mountains blind mole rat), 1529 nucleotides long. It is a transcript of the gene Hmx3, whose product is annotated as H6 family homeobox 3. NCBI's taxonomy places the organism in Eukaryota, Metazoa, Chordata, Mammalia, Rodentia, Spalacidae. The coding region runs from base 84 to 1154 and encodes 356 amino acids. Gene Ontology annotation, cellular component: nucleus. Gene Ontology annotation, biological process: regulation of transcription by RNA polymerase II. The record is from RefSeq and is a predicted model, not a curated record. Gene Ontology annotation, molecular function: DNA-binding transcription factor activity, RNA polymerase II-specific; RNA polymerase II transcription regulatory region sequence-specific DNA binding. The transcript is spliced from 2 exons.